AUGACACAAAUCGAAAAUAACGACACCCCCCAAGAUGACUACGAGGACAUGCCUGGAGGUCCUGGAGCACCCAUUCCCAUUUCUCAGUUGGCGGGCGUUGCGGGUUUGACUGAAAGAGACAUCAAGUUGGUCACAGAGGGAGGCUACCAUACGGUCGAGUCCAUUGCGUACACACCGCGCAGACAGUUGGAACAGAUCAAGGGUAUAUCAGAAGCAAAGGCGUCAAAACUGUUGAAUGAAGCGAUGAAACUUGUGCCCAUGGGCUUCACCACCGCCACCGAGAUGCAUGCCCGAAGAAGCGAUCUCAUCUCGAUAACCACUGGCUCGAAGAACCUCGACAGGCUACUAGGCGGCGGCAUUGAGACGGGUUCUAUCACGGAGAUUUUCGGCGAGUUCCGCACCGGCAAGAGUCAGAUCUGUCACACAAUGGCGGUUACAUGUCAAUUGCCUUUUGAUAUGGGAGGUGGAGAGGGAAAGUGUUUGUACAUCGAUACCGAAGGCACCUUUCGCCCUGUUCGGCUGCUAUCAGUAGCACAGCGAUACGGUCUUGAAGGCGAAGAGGUCCUGGACAACGUCGCCUAUGCUCGGGCAUACAAUUCGGAACACCAGCUGCAACUUCUCCAGCAAGCUUCUCAGAUGAUGUGCGAAACUCGGUUUUCGUUGCUCAUCGUUGAUUCAGCAACUUCGUUAUAUCGAACCGAUUACAAUGGCAGAGGCGAACUCUCAUCACGGCAAUCACACAUGGCCAAAUUCCUGCGGACUCUGCAGAGAUUGGCUGAUGAGUUCGGCAUCGCGGUGCUCAUCACCAACCAAGUGGUUGCACAAGUGGACGGCGGGCCCAGCGCCAUGUUCAACCCAGACCCGAAGAAACCGAUCGGCGGCAACAUCAUUGCUCAUGCAAGCACUACCAGACUAAGCCUGAAGAAGGGUCGGGGCGAGACUCGGAUCUGCAAGAUCUACGACAGUCCAUGCUUGCCUGAGAGCGACACGCUGUUCGCGAUUUAUGACAGUGGGAUUGGCGAUCCUCAACCCAAGGACGACAAGGAAUAA
Messenger RNA from Cladophialophora psammophila CBS 110553, 1050 nucleotides. RefSeq names its product DNA repair protein rhp51. The record is from RefSeq and is a predicted model, not a curated record. The transcript is spliced from 4 exons. Gene Ontology annotation, biological process: mitotic recombination; mitotic recombination-dependent replication fork processing; reciprocal meiotic recombination. Bases 1 to 1050 code for a protein of 349 amino acids. Gene Ontology annotation, molecular function: double-stranded DNA binding; ATP binding; ATP hydrolysis activity. Gene Ontology annotation, cellular component: condensed nuclear chromosome. Lineage: Eukaryota; Fungi; Ascomycota; Eurotiomycetes; Chaetothyriales; Herpotrichiellaceae.